Molecule: messenger RNA, 7056 nt
Organism: Oryctolagus cuniculus (rabbit)
Lineage: Eukaryota; Metazoa; Chordata; Mammalia; Lagomorpha; Leporidae
Source: RefSeq, a predicted model, not a curated record
AUGGCCAGCGAGGACCAGUCAGCCUCUCGUUGCUUUGGAGAAACCGUCUCAUCCGUGUUUCUUUGUUGUCUUUGGAAGGAGAGGUUUCAGGAAGCGGAGGAGAUCUACCAGGCUGGAAUCAAGAACUGCCCGGACAGCUCCGACUUACACAACAACUACGGGGUGUUCUUAGUGGAUUCUGGUUCUCCAGAGAAGGCCGUGGCCCAUUACCGGGAGGCGAUCAAACUGAGCCCGAGUCAUCACGUGGCCAUGGUGAACCUGGGCCGGCUGUACAGGUCACUCGGAGAGAACGGCGCGGCGGAAGACUGGUACAAACGCGCCCUGCAGGUGGCACGCCGAGCCGAGAUACUGUCCCCUUUGGGCGCGCUCUAUUACAACACCGGCCGAUAUGAGGAGGCGUUGCAGGUGUACCGGGAAGCUGCAGCCCUUCAGCCUUCUCAGAGGGAGCUCCGCCUGGCGCUGGCCCAGGUUUUGGCCGUGAUGGGUCAGAUGAGAGAAGCCGAAAGGAUGACCAUGCACAUUGUGGAAGAGGAUAGUGGGUGCCUGGAAUGCUACCGCCUCUUGUCGGCCAUCUACAGCAAGCAGGAGCACCACGCCAAGGCCCUGGACGCCAUAGACAGGGCGCUGCAGCUGAAACCAAAGGACCCCCACGUCGUCUCCGAGCUGUUCUUCACCAAGGGAAACCAGCUGCGAGAGCAGAACCUUCUGGACAAAGCUUUCGAGAGCUAUAAGGCAGCCGUGGAGCUGAACCCGGAUCAGGCGCAGGCGUGGAUGAACAUGGGGGGCAUCCAGCACAUCCAGGGAAGUUAUGUGUCCGCACGAGCUUAUUAUGAGAGAGCCCUGCAGCUGGUUCCAGACAGCAAGCUGCUGAAAGAGAAUCUGGCCAAGUUGGACCGUCUAGAAAAACGAUUGCAGGAGGUUCGAGAAAAGGAGCAAACGUAGCAGCCUUAGACCCGGCUCCCGGGGUGGUGCUGGUGCCUCUCCCGGAAAACCUGGCAAGACUUGGCUCUCAUAGCAGCAGGGCUCAGCCCCUCUGGGGACGCCUGCUGGGGAUCGUGUGCGGACGGAAGUACAUUUCCAGGAGAGAAGAAGGAAGGAGCCAGCCAGAGCUAGAAGGCCCCCAGUGGAGGAAGCCACAGCGGGAUUGAUGACAGAGCUUUGCUUGCUUUCCCUCCAGAUUUCCCUGAUGGAUUCUGUGUUUCUGCAACCUGGAAAUCCAGUUCCGUUUCUUAGUGUAGACUCUCACGUCCUAGAAACCCAGAAGCCUGAAGGGCAGUGAAAGCAGAAGUCUGGUGUUUGUAGGAUGAGGUAUUUCAGAGAGGAAACAUCUCCCGGGUAAGCUGUCUGGGAAGUGCCCCCAGAGGCGGCUCAUGUGAGUCUCUGCAACCAGGAAUGAGAAUCUAAUAGCUUUGGCAGAACCUUCCAGAAUAUGUAGGCAAGGAAGCUACUGGUAAUUGAGCUUUAUCUAAUAUCCUACUAAGGAUAUUGCUGGAAUCCUUCGGAGGAGGAAAUUAAAUUCUAUUUUAAAUGUUUUCCGUAGCUUAAUACAGCAGAUGGGGAGCUUUGCCAGUCCUAUGUGAAUAUCUUUAUCCCUAGUGGAAAAAUCAAGGAGCUGGCACCCUAACUGUUGGUGGAAAUGUUUUAAAAUUAUCCUAAUUUUAUUACAAGUAUUACCAGAGUAGUGAUCCUACUCUCAGAUCUCAAAAGUGCAUUUAAAGUCUUCUAUGUUCCUGUCUUCAAAUAUAUUGUUAUUUUGGUGAAGAAAAAGAAAUAGUAUAUUCUAUAUUUAAAGAAAUUAAAGGUAUUAACUGAAAAAAUGUCAGAAUUUAUUAUCUAAAUGUUCAGACAUCAUGAGAUGUAUUUUUUUUUGAAAAGUGUAUGUAACCGUUGGGGAAUCUUUACCGUGGAUAACGGAAGUCUUCAUGGAUGGGGGCUGAGCUGUUUGUCUUCCUGGGCUUAAUGAGAAUUCCGUGCUUAAAACGUGAAUGACUGCCUCCAGGAGUUCUUUGCUGUGUAUUUGUAUUUUUGGGAAUUUCAUGAAGAAGUCUCCAAAAAAAUCUAGGGAAAAAAGGUCAAAAUCCGAUGACAUAAAUACUAUAUAUGCUUAUUUUUAAAGCUAGGGAUGGCAAAAUUGAAUUCACAUUUAUUUUUAGUGUUAUUUAUUUCAUAACUUAUGACAUUUAAUAUAUGCACAUGCUUCUUGUUGCUCUGUAUAUACUGGUUUUAGUAGCAUCUUUGAAAAGUGACCCUUUAAAAAUCUCAGUGGGGAUUUACAGAAUAGUGAAGCUUCAACAGCGCCUCAAACAUUUUCUCUUGAUUUACAUGCUGAAGUGUAAGAAAUUGGGGACCAGUCUCCAGUGUUAGGGUGGUAUGUUUUCAAAGUGAAAGUGAAGAAAUCGGAACACCUGAUUCUAAUUCGAUUGCCAUCAUUAAAAGCCAAAAUGAAAGUGUGGCAAGCAGCGUUGGUCCAGUGCUGAGGCAGGUGCCACACAGGUGGAGUGGCUGAGGCGCACGUGUUUUAACCUGCUUUCAUCAGAGCGGGAUAGAGGCCUCCUGCUUCCUUCAUACCAACACCAAAAGCACCGCCCCUGUAUGGGAUUGAUUCGGUUUGGUUUGGUUUGGUUUGGUUUGGAAGUCUAAAGAAGAGGAGAAACUUCUUUGGGAAGGAACAAGGGGGCAGAUAUUUUAAUUCACAGCUUCACAGUUGGAAUUAGCUUGCAUAUGUUUGUGUACCUAAGACAUCCAAUAACAUAGAGCUGCCACUCUUUCUGUUUGUAAUCAUCUUACUGUGUUAUGCAAAGGGACUCCAGAAAGUUUGCAGAAAAUGAAAUUAAAAGGGAAGUUUAUUUUGAUAUAAAAAAUUGUGGAAUACAUACAAAUUUUUCAUAUACAUAUUUCCUUUUAACUCGUUGAAGAUUCUUCAUGUGCAUGGAUUAUAAGUUUUGUUUUUCAACUCCAUUUUCCACAAAGUUUUUGAAGUGCACUUGUAUAUCAUAAAUUUAUCCAAAAUCUGAUUUUCUGCACUCCCCAGUUAAAGAGUGUGCCAUGGCCGUGAGGAGACUGCUUCCUGGCAGGUGUGGUUCUCUCUCUGUGUCACUCUUGUUCUCCUUCUGUCUGCCCAUCUCCUUCCAUCUUCCUCUGUGCCAUCUGUCUGCAGACACAGGCAUGUUUUUGACCUUCAACAGUAGGCACUGUUUACAAAAAUUAAGCGGUGCUUAUUGGAUCAGAUAUUUUUAUUCUUCACUGAAAUGUGGCCAGUGAAAGUUUCCACAGUUAAAAAGCUGCCUAAAAGAAAAAGAACCACAUAGUAUUUGUUGAAGAUAUUAAGUCUAUUUUGUAACUUUGUGUUUGGUUCUUUUAACAUGAAAUAAUAAGUGUAAUGCACCCUCAGUCAAAACACCAAGGGAGUGCCCUGGCUGCUCUUGGAGGGGUGUCCAUAGGAGCAUGGUUGGCAUAUGAAUUGAUAGAGCUUUCUGGAAUGGAGGAGUAGUGCACGCCUCUUGGAUAUGCAGUCUGUGCUGUCCCAAAGUCUCUGUACUCAGAGGCAUCCCACACUCGGUUGAACGCUGUACUUGAAAUUCUUGGUAAUUUUGGAAGAAGGAGUCUUGCGAUGUAAUUAUGCACUGGUUCCUGGAAUUAGAUAGCAGGUCCAGGUUGAAAAGAAGAUGAGCAGGGAAGAGAGGAAUGGCUUUAGGUUGAACACUUUAGGGAUGCGUUUCCUUUGUGAGUUGGAGCAGCAUUUGCCAUUUUGUCAUAGCUACAUUGAGAGUUCCUCGUGUGCAUAUUGCACACCUUGUCUUUCUAGUCUGUCUUCUAGUGCUUCCUAAAACCAGCUCUCCUCAGCUGCAGAGCCCCAAGUGAGUGACAGUCCCUUGAUGUCCUUUGAUAGAGAAUGGCUUUAGCAGCUUCUCUUAAUCUUGCAAAUCCUAUGUUCGGGAUUUCUUAGGUGAUUCAGAUGUUUCCCGUUGAUGAACAGAAUUCACAGCCAUGAGUCAGUGGUGUAACAGGUGAACUAAACCAAAGAUGCAAAUCCCUUGGAGGGAGAGACAUUUUAGGGGCGCCUGCGAUGGAUCCCUUGAGGUUUGUGUGUUUUGAGCCUAUAGCAGAACUACGAGGACUGUCAGCACUUGAGUCCCAACUCCCUGCAGAACUUGGCCACCCUGAGCAGGAGAUUCUGGAAUUUGUGGGAGGUGCUUACCUAGUGUGAGGCAGGGUUUCGCAUUGCGUGUGCAGAUGCUCCUGUGCAAACCAUCUCUUACAAACAGACCUCAGCAACCAUAAUUAGGAGAAUAAGGAGCGCACGUGGUUUCUGUCUCCGUUAUAAACCCUUCAGACCCCUCAGUAGAAAAGCCCAUUAGGCUGACAGUUGAGCUCUGUCCCCCUCGGCACAGAGCGAGGGACUCAGCACUGGCUGCUCUUCAGAGCCACCUGGGGACCUUUCGAAAUCUCAGACACCUGCCAGUCUGGGUGACAGUUCCAGUAGGCAGCGAUGCUGCAGAACUGUGCAGGGCUGACAGCUUGCAUGGGAGUUUAUGGCUUUUACCAGAAAGAUGUUUAUAGUCUUUUUUUUUUUUUUUUUUUUUUUUUUGACAGGCAGAGUGGACAGUGAGAGAGAGAGAGACAGAGAGAGAAAGGUCUUCCUUUGCCGUUGGUUCACCCUCCAAUGGCCGCCGCUGCAGCCGGCGCACCGCGCUGAUCCUGGCAGGAGCCAGGAGCCAGGUGCUUUUCCUGGUCUCCCAUGGGGUGCAGGGCCCAAGCACCUGGGCCAUCCUCCACUGCACUCCCUGGCCAUAGCAGAGAGCUGGCCUGGAAGAGGGGCAACCGGGACAGAAUCCGGCGCCCCAACCGGGACUAGAACCCGGUGUGCCGGCGCCGCAAGGUGGAGGAUUAGCCUAUUGAGCCACGGCGCCGGCUGUUUAUAGUCUUUCGAAAUUGACUAUUAAAUGAGCCAAAGAGUAACCCUGAAGAGUGACUUUGGGCACAGUGGUAUGGUUGAGGCUAUCAUUCUGAGAUUGGCAAACAGGUGGUUGGGUUGGGUGGUUUUGCCCUUGAGGCAAUAGGACUGCAACUUGGCCUUGUAUUUACAGGAUUCUUGGUUCUCAGAUGGAGAAAGUUACCUUGCUGUUUGCUUACACCAGACACGGUGCCCUGUAUAUAAAACCAUACUUAUCUGACUCAUAAAGGUGUCCAUGGCAUCAAAUUGAUGGCUGCAUUUCUGGCUUGCUUUUGAGCACACAACAAAUGAACUUCUGUGGAUUAGUUUUCUUAAUUCUACUUAUUAGAUUCAGUUUUUGAAAAAAAUACAAAUGUUGUUACUUUUGGAUCCAUCCAUUGGAAUAAAAAAUUAUGAAACGUUAGUAAUGACAUUCAAAGCAAGUAGUACUAGGGGUUGUUUGUUUUUAGCUUGCUGGUCAUGGUUUUAUCACAUUUACUUUGAUUUGGUUGUGUGUUGAUUUCUCCCAAAUAUAGCAAAUUUUAACUAUAUAGAUGACAUCUUUUGACAUGUGGAAACAUAAAUACCUGUGAACUCUGUGUUUAGGCUGCAAUUGAAAAAUGUAAAAGCAUAGUGUGCCAAAAGGUAGUAUAGGGAAAUGCUCAUUUUAUGAUUACUCCUGAAGUGUUGGAUGCUCACAAAAAGUAGGUUAAGCAAUUUAAAAAAUGCAUUCCCUUCAAUAUUUUUGAUAGCUAUGUAACUUAAAGAGGAAAACACAUGCAGUUGAAAGUAUGGGUUAGUGUCAAACAAAGUAGUAGAAAAGAAUUAAAAGUUUCACUCAUUUGAUCGACACUCAGAUGUUCCAUUUUCAGCACUACAAAUUUGUUCAAUGCAAACCCUUAGGGAAGGUAACUCAAAAAAUCAGCCCUCAUCAGAGUACGUAGUCAUCGUCAGUUUGUGAGGUCAGAUCACUAAUCACUCCCAGCCAGAAAGAGACAGCUAUCUACAGAAAUCCAGGGAUGUCUGCACAGUGUCCUUGGCACUCAUGGUGUACGGGUGCCCCACGUUUGGUAGUUUCCAGUGUGAACAGUGAGCUCCUGGGGUUGUUUAUCUCCGUGGCCCUUGGGGUUUGCUGCUCCAAGAAUCAACACCUCUGGGUACCAGUCCUAGUUCUACUGGGAAGCCACCUCACCUGGGGCAAAAUAGCCGAUGUCUUUGUUAUAUUCCUCACCCACAGAAGACCAGUCCAGUGGCUCCACUGAGCUCCACGUCAACAGCUACUCUAAAUGUAGGCUGAAAAGCCAUGUGCAUCUGAUGCCAGAACUCACAGCUUGCCCUUUUAUUAAAGAUUCUAAGAUAAUCAUGCAGCGAAACACAUCCUUGGGACACCAAGUUCUUUAACAUGGCAGAGGUGUUUGCUGUCAUUCUGUAGUCUGUGCACCUAAAGAUUCCGACAGUGACCCUGUUGUGUGACUGAGACAAGACAGAACUUCCUCCUAAGGAAUUCAAAUGUGUGUGGAAACCAUUUGAUGUUCUCUGAUUCACAUGCACUCCUCCUUUUGUUGGGGAGGAAACAGCUUGUGUCAUGUUCUUUGUUCACAAUGCUUUCAUUUCUUUGAUCAGUUUAUUAUAAUUGUACACUUUGGUUGACUUGGCUAUUUAGAAAUGUCUCUCCUAUAAAGUAUUUCUCGCGUUCCAUCUGGUUUUGUAUACUUUACGUAGGUCUUUCCACGAUAAAAUUUAUGUAAAUGUCUAUUUUAUAUAAAAUAUGAUGGAAAUUCUUGUGUCUGGCGCAAAUCUCUUAAGUGCUUCGUGGUUAGUGCCCAGUGAUAUCCAUGUGACAGGUAAGUUCUUUAGAAAUAAAGCAGGCAAGCAUUGGGCGUAGUGGUUAGCACACCGAUUGGGACACCCACAUCCCGUAUCAGAGUGCCUGGGUUCGAGUCCCAGCUCUGCUCUGGAUUCCAGCUUCCUGGUAGGGCACACCCUGGGAGGCAGCAGUUAAGCAUCCAAGUAGUUGGGGCUCUGGCUCCCUGGCAUUUGGAUAGUGAACCAACAAAGCGAAUCUAUGUGUGUGUGUGUCCUUGAAUCUCUGCCCCUGAAAUAAAUUUUAAAAAUUAAAAUCA